Messenger RNA from Xenopus laevis (African clawed frog), 5490 nucleotides. It is a transcript of the gene pde1c.L, whose product is annotated as calcium/calmodulin-dependent 3',5'-cyclic nucleotide phosphodiesterase 1C. The record is from RefSeq and is a predicted model, not a curated record. The transcript is spliced from 17 exons. NCBI's taxonomy places the organism in Eukaryota, Metazoa, Chordata, Amphibia, Anura, Pipidae. The coding region runs from base 155 to 2230 and encodes 691 amino acids.
CGUGCAUAAGGAGAUGUGUGAAGUCGGGUGUAAGUGCUGCCAGAGGCAGGCACAUAAGGACUGUCACUAGCUUGCUUUCAGUCUCUCUCAUCUGCUAGAAGAAGAAAAAGAACAGCAAUUGGAGAAGGAGUAAUUAUUGUCAAAACACAAAAACAUGACUGAGCCCAGCAGUAGGAAAGAGGGAUUUAAAAAAUGCAGGAGUGCCACUUUCAGUAUUGAUGGCUUUAGCUUUACAAUAGUUGCAAAUGAAGCUGGUGACAAAAAUGCCCGCCCUCUAGCAAGAUUUUCAAGAUCCAAGUCUCAAAACAGCUUGUGGAACACCAUAUUCAGUGGGCUUAAUCUAAAAGAGAAGCAGAAGCCAGCAAUUGCCACAGACCCUCGAAGUCCAGAAGAGAUUUUAGCUGAUGAACUGCCACAAGUUGACAGUCCAGAUGCCAUUCCGAAAGCAUCGAUCAGGUUACGAUGUUUGGUCAAGCAGCUGGAACGAGGAGAAGCUUCUGUUGUGGACCUGAAAAAGAAUCUGGAGUAUGCAGCCACUGUACUUGAAUCAGUUUAUAUCGAUGAGACUCGACGAUUGCUGGACACUGAAGAUGAACUCAGUGACAUUCAGUCCGACUCAGUACCCUCAGAAGUGCGAGACUGGCUGGCCUCCACCUUCACGCGGCAGAUGGGAAUGAUGCUUAAACGAACAGAAGAAAAGCCACGGUUUAGAAGUAUUGUCCAUGCAGUACAAGCUGGCAUAUUUGUGGAAAGAAUGUACAGAAGAACGUCAAACAUGGUUGGACUUAGCUAUCCAUCUGCUGUUAUUGCUGUUCUAAAGAAUGUUGAUAAAUGGUCCUUUGAUGUAUUUGCACUAAAUGACGCUAGUGGUGACCAUGCACUUAAAUUCAUCUUUUAUGAAUUGCUCACCCGCUAUGAUUUGAUCAAUCGCUUUAAGAUCCCUAUCUCUGCACUGGUAUCAUUUGUGGAGGCUCUAGAAGUUGGAUAUACAAAACAUAAAAAUCCAUAUCACAACCUUAUUCAUGCAGCAGAUGUUACCCAGACGGUUCAUUAUUUUCUCUUCAAGUCAGGGCUAGUCCAUUGGAUUACAGAACUGGAGAUAUUUGCAAUGAUUUUCGCAGCAGCCGUUCAUGACUAUGAACAUACCGGCACUACAAACAACUUUCACAUUCAAACAAGGUCGGAUUCAGCCAUUCUGUAUAAUGAUAGAUCUGUACUUGAAAAUCACCAUGUGAGCGCAGCAUAUCGCCUCCUCCAGGAGGACGAUGAAAUGAAUAUACUUUAUAACCUCACCAAAGAUGACUGGAGGGAAUUCCGGGCUUUAGUGAUAGAGAUGGUGUUGGCCACUGAUAUGUCUUGUCACUUCCACCAAAUCAAACAAAUGAAGAAUGCUCUGCAGCAGCCAGAAGGGAUUGACAAGCCGAAAGCCUUAUCCUUGUUGUUGCAUACAGCAGACAUAAGCCAUCCAGCAAAAAAUUGGGAUCUCCAUCAUAGGUGGACCAUGUCUCUUCUGGAAGAGUUCUUCAGACAGGGUGACAAAGAAGCAGAGCUUGGACUUCCCUUUUCUCCCCUUUGUGACCGCAAUUCAACUAUGGUUGCCCAAUCUCAAAUAGGUUUUAUUGAUUUCAUUGUGGAGCCCACGUUUACCGUGUUAACAGAUAUGACAGAGAAAAUUAUAGUUCCACUCAUUGAGGAAGCGUCGCGAUCUGGGCUUACAGGAUUUCGACGCUCAAGUUUGAACAGCAUCACCACCUCAGAAGUUAAAAGAUCAAGUGUGAAGAGCACUGGAUCAGAAGGAAGUGCCUCAUUGAACUGUUCUAUCCUCACUGUGGAUUUUAAAAGUUUUAAAUGUACCUGGUAUGAAGUUGUACAACAAAACAGAGAAAAAUGGAAGACUCAAGCAGUGAAAGAUGCAGAUGAGAAAGCCAAAAGAGACGCAGAAGAAAAAGCUAAAAGAGAAGCAGAAGAAAAUUACCAGGAAAAGGAGGAUAAAAAGACUGACGAAAACGAAGAUAAAAAUGAAAAUUCUUUGUUAAGCAGACAUGAACCAAACAAAGAACAGCAUUCUGGAGACAGCAAACUUACAGAGUCUAGUCAGGGAAAUAUCAAUGGGACUCGUUUACCAAAUGUAAAGAACCAAGAAGAUUCCUCAGGAGAUAAUCAAACGAAUCAAGAAACUUUGGGGGAUACAGACAGCAAACAAGUAGUACAAAAUGAUAAAGAAGAGUAACAGAAUGCCAAUAUUUUGCAUCAUUUUAGCUGAGCUUCUUCAUUCUGCUCCUCCUUCCAAAAAACAAAAAGACAAGUCUGUUUGGGGAAAAAGGCAUUACACAACUGUCUAAGCACUGCUUCCACUGGUUCCUUUACUGUUUCUGACUAGUUUGUGUGUGUUUUUAAAGUGUCCAUUUUUUUUUCUUAACAAAAGAAUUGACUUGGCUUUUUACGCAACAGGAAAGUUAUAUAGGAGACCUGUAAAGCAAAGCUUCUUUGCUUCCAGUAGUCAAGAUUUGAGGCCUCUGAUAACAUGUUAACAACCACCAUGCAGAUAUAACCUAGAAACCUGCCCUCAGUUGCUAAGAAUGUUCAUUUUCAGUGUCUAAAAACACAAGUGUACAGUAAAGGAUUAAAGAGGACUGCACAGAUGAGAGGCUUUCCGCCACCACUUAGCAAAUUGUUUAAUUGUACCCUGUCUUGACUGUCGUCUUUAAUGUUAAGUGUUGCAAAAACCUAUUAGAGCUGUUUUUUCACUAAUUACUAUAUUUUUUCAUAUUUGUGUUUAGUAAAAAAAAUGAAUACUUUACAAAAUGUCUCAUUUAAUGUGGGAAAGGGUGAAGUGAGUAGUUCUUACACAGCCAGAAUGUUUUCAUUUCAGAGUCUUCCAUAAAUAUUGUUUUUUUAAUGAGGCACAACAUGCUAUGGUUCAGCAGACUGCUACUUCUUAUCUGUUAUAUUUGCCACUAGAAGACAUCAGUACUUUUCUGUUACUUGGAACCAACUGGUGAGGUUACCAAAUGGGGUGCUGAAGCUGGUAAAAUGAGCAAAUUGCCUUUAGGUGAGAGGGACUCCCUAAGCAGCAUACCCAAUACAUUGGGGCAACAAAGAACAGUACUGAUUAUUAGGCAUCAGUUUUAUUUAUCUUCUUAUUUAUUGCUUAUGUUUUGCCCACUGCUUCAAAAAGUUGUGACAUCUAACUCCUGCUUUUACAAGGGUAGCUUUAAAUUCUAAGCCUGACUAUCGCAUAAGAAAAAUGAAAAAAAAAAAGUAGAACAAUUAAGAUUAGUUGCUGGUAGUCUUAGAAGUAACAAUUAAGAUGUUUCCUGCAAAAACAUUUUUUUUCCUUAUAGACAUUUAGAGCUGAAUCGUCAGAUAUACAGUACAAGUAGAAACAAUAUCUGUAUAUGACAAUUCAGCAAUAAACACUUGCCGAUGUUGGGGCAGCUUCAAAGGCACCCGCUCAAACCCAGAUUGACGAGCUGACCAAUAUCCAAGUCUUUUGCCGAUGUCGGUCAGCUUUCGUUUGUAUGAUAAUAUCUGUGCGUCUAUGUUUUCAUUUCGGAGUCUUCCAUAAAUAUUUUUUUUAUGAAGCACAACGUGCUGUGGUUAAGCAGAUAAAGUUUGUGUGAUAUUCGGUGUACGUAUAGUGGAAGACGGAUCGACCAAUAUAGGCAAAAGUCUUUGAUAUCGGUUGGAUUGUUAAUUGGUCAAGUUGAUUGGGCCCCUUUGAAGGCACCUGAACAUUAGCCAGUGUUUACUGCUGAAUCAUCAGAUACAGGUAAAAUUCUAAUGUUUCUUCCUGUACAGUAUAUCUGACAAUUCAGCUCUAAAUAUCUGUAAUGAAAAUGCAAAUAUCCUCCUACCUAUAGUCUCAGAAAAGAUCAUAAUUGUUACGUCUAUGGCCACCUUUAGAAUCUUACUCCCUACACGUAAAUAAGAGUUAAUUUUCAAUGUAAAAUAUACCUUCAGGAAGAGCUGCUCUUAUGCUGCAUAAUCCAUUCUGCGGUGAAAUAAUUGUCAUUGUCUAUGUUAUUCCUAAACUAUUUGUAGAAAGUCAUGUAUAGAUUCUUCUAUAGUAUAAGGCUGGCGCUGUUCCCGAAUUCAGAAAACAAGAAGUGCUCCUCCUUAAGCAAGUUUUGAAAGUGUUUGCAUUAACUCAAUUCAUAUAAGUUGCAUGUUUGGUAUACGACUCUGCUUUAAUUCAUUCAGGCUUCUAAAUAACAAUACAAUUAUUAGCUUGAAGUAGGUGUCAACUGUUAUAAAAAUGUAGCUGUAAACAUCCAGCCAGCACGUUCUUGAUUAAAAUUAGAAUUGCACACCAUUACCUAGCCAACUAAUGAAGGAGCAUAUCAGAAACAGUAUACCUGCAUUCUCUGACAUGCACAGGCUUUUUGCUCGCUUCUAAUGAAGAGACCCCACACUAGCUCAUAUUUAACCCUUCUAUAAUGAAAUUCAGAUGUGUUUUUGCUGCUGAUUAACAGAGUUCUAUAUAUUUACAACUUUAAAAAAGAACUUUCAGAACUUUAAAGCACAGCUCGCAUGAAGUGUAUAUAGAUAUUUAGAUGAAAAAGGUAUGCUGAAUUUUGUUUGCCAGAGUGUGGCAUUAUACUUAUAUAUAAAUAAAAUACCAUGUGUUGGACUAGAAGCAGCAGCAUUACUCAAUGCCUGCGAGUAGGUGAGGCAAAUUAACAGCUGGAGAAGCCUGUGAAUCUUAUUCCAGUAAGUUUUGGCUACUAAAAGAAACUCGUCUAAAAUUAGGAAUUAUUUUUCAUGAAGAGUUUGUAAUAGAAGAGUUUUUGUUGUUUGUUUGCUCUGUUUUUCACUGUACACUCCAUUGAUUAUAUAGUUCUGGAACAUGUUUUACCUGUGAACCUGUCCUUAUGUAUGUAUAGUAUGUAUGUAUGUAUGUAUAUAUGCAUAAAAUUUCUGCACUGAUGUAAGCUGUGUAUAUGGAUAGGCAGCCUUUGGUGUUUAAGCUUUCAUGAAACUACCACUCACAUAGCAUAUGCUGGGUACCACAUUUGUAGUGGUGUAGUUUAGGAAAGAAGAAGCGUAGAAGCUUGCUUAUCCAUACUCUAUAAGAUCUAAUGAGGAAUAUAUAAGGUUGAGAAAAUAGUGGGCUAUUAUAGUCCGUGUUUUAACUUUAAGUCUGGGUCUAGUAACCCAUAGCAACCAAUUAUACUUUCAAACAUGGGUCCAGUUAAUGCUGCCAGCUGAUAUGGGUUAUUAAGCCUUCAAUAUGGCGUUAACUAAAAUGUUUUCCAAAACCAUUAAUACAGUGAUAAAUACUUUUGUGCCUGUUGCAGUUAAAUAAGUAACAGCUAAAGGCUACAAAAUGUCCUUGUCGUGUAUGUACUGACUCCAGUAUCCAUGUUGCACAGAAGAACCUAUAUUACGGGGAAGGAACUCUGCUCUUCGUCUGAAUGAAUCUAUGAAGCCUAUUUAUAAAUAUGUAUUUUAUUUGCUUUUAUAAAUGAACAUUGGAGAGUAAACAAC